Meyerozyma guilliermondii ATCC 6260 is the source of this 1530-nucleotide messenger RNA. RefSeq names its product snoRNP complex protein (gene SIK1). Gene Ontology annotation, cellular component: box C/D methylation guide snoRNP complex; small-subunit processome. The transcript has a single exon. NCBI's taxonomy places the organism in Eukaryota, Fungi, Ascomycota, Pichiomycetes, Serinales, Debaryomycetaceae. Bases 1 to 1530 code for a protein of 509 amino acids. The record is from RefSeq and is a predicted model, not a curated record. Gene Ontology annotation, molecular function: snoRNA binding.
AUGGCAGUCGACUAUCUUCUCUUCGAAGAGGCAACUGGUUAUGCCAUCUUCAAGGUGCUUAUUCAGCACGACGACAUUGCCGUGAGACUACAAGAAGUCCAAGAAGCUGCCAAUGACUUGAGUAAAUUUUCCAAAAUGAUCGAGCUUGUCUCAUUCGCUCCAUUUAAGGGAGCCGCUCAAGCUUUGGAAAAUGCCAACGAUAUCUCGGAAGGUUUGGUUUCUGACUACUUGAAGUCGGUGUUGGAGCUUAACUUGCCCAAGGGCUCUUCUAAGAACAAGGUUACUUUGGGUGUAAGUGACAAGAAUUUGGGUCCAUCCAUCAAGGAGAUCUUCCCAUGGGUUGACUGUUUGUCCAACGAAAUUGUCCAGGACUUUUUGAGAGCUAUUAGAGUUCAUGGCUCCAAGCUUUUCAAGGACUUGCAAGAAGGAGAUAUAGAAAGAGCUCAAUUGGGAUUGGGACAUGCCUUCUCUAGAGCCAAGGUUAAAUUUUCAGUUCAAAAGAAUGACAACCAUAUCAUUCAAGCUAUUGCUUUAUUGGACCAGUUGGAUAAAGAUAUCAACACAUUCUCUAUGAGAGUCAAGGAAUGGUACGGAUGGCAUUUUCCUGAGUUGGCUAAGAUUGUUCCUGACAACUACUCUUAUGCCAAGUUGAGUUUGUUCAUUAAGGAUAAGGCAUCUUUGUCUGAUGAAAGCUUGCAUGAUGUCGCUGCUAUAGUAAACGAUGAUUCUGGCAUUGCUCAGAGAAUUAUUGACAAUGCCAGAAUCUCCAUGGGUCAAGAUAUCUCCGAACAAGAUAUGGACAAUGUUUCAACUUUCGCUGCUCGUGUCGUUUCUUUGUCAGAGUACAGAGGCAGAUUAUACCUGUACUUGUCUGAAAAGAUGAACACUGUUGCUCCCAACUUGUCGACAUUGAUAGGAGAAGUUGUAGGUGCCAGAUUGAUUUCUCAUGCCGGUUCGUUAACCAACUUGUCUAAACAAGCUGCAUCUACUGUGCAAAUUUUGGGUGCUGAGAAGGCGUUGUUCAGAGCAUUAAAGACCAAGGGUAACACUCCCAAGUAUGGACUUAUCUACCACUCUUCAUUCAUUGGAAAGGCGUCUGCGAAGAACAAAGGAAGAAUAUCGAGAUACUUGGCCAAUAAGUGUUCUAUUGCAUCAAGAAUUGAUAACUAUUCUGAUGAACCUUCGGUUGCUUUUGGACAAAUUUUAAAGAAGCAAGUUGAACAGAGAUUGAACUUUUACGACACUGGUGCUGCACCAAUGAAGAAUUCUGAUGCCAUCAAGGAAGCUUUGGAGUUGUCUGGUUCCGACAUAGUAGAUGUUGUCAUGGAGAGUGAUGAUGAGACCGAGUCUAAGAAAGAUAAGAAGGAGAAGAAGGAGAAGAAGGAGAAGAAGGACAAGUCUGACAAGAAGGACAAGAAGGAAAAGAAGGAGAAGAAGGAAAAGAAGGAAAAGAAAGAAAAGAAAGAGAAGAAGCGUAAAGCUGAAGACGAAGAAUCACCAAAGAAGAAGAAGAAGAAGUCGAAGGAUUAA